Aspergillus puulaauensis is the source of this 1014-nucleotide messenger RNA. RefSeq lists its product as uncharacterized. The coding region runs from base 1 to 1014 and encodes 337 amino acids. The record is from RefSeq and is a predicted model, not a curated record. Lineage: Eukaryota; Fungi; Ascomycota; Eurotiomycetes; Eurotiales; Aspergillaceae. The transcript has 2 exons.
AUGGACUAUGGAUACACAGACAGCACCUUUCAAGGCGGUGCGUUGCAGGAGGACGAAUUGCAACCGUAUCCGCCGACGUUGCGCGACCACCAGCAGCGCCAGCAACCCUUUCCUUCAUAUGAGCCCGAGAUUGUAUACAACCUCGGGCAGCAGGGCCCAGCGCAACCCCCGUACGAGGUCGUGCCACAAUAUUCGUCACGGCACUCUGCAUCACUGGACUCCCUCGCCGGCCAAUUUCCCGUUCCACAGUAUUUCGUUCCCAAUGAACCGUCAGGCGCUGGGCUCCCAUCAUCUUAUCUGCCACCGGGACUUUCUCUGUCCGCAUAUAAUCAGCCGGGGCCCAUUGGACGCUCGAACGCAACGCAACCCUUUCCCGCAACCAUGGCGGACAUGACCCCCGUGGGGGCGGCGGGACAGCAGCAGCAGGCGCUAUCACAGUCUCAGCCGCAGGUGUUGUCAGAACUUCCGGCGUCAACAGAGCCAUAUCGGCAAUUGCAGCGAGCAUUACGGGGGACUAUCGAUCAUACUCGCGCCGGUCGAUUGGUAGAGGCUAGUCGAUCAUUGCUAGAAAUCUCCGAGUGGCUUGUGGCUAGUGCGCGGGAGCUUGGUAUUCUCCGCGAUGACCAAAUGCCCCACUCCGAUCGAUUGAAACUAUGGAAUGAUUUCAAUAUCUGCUGGCUAGCGUUGUGCCAGAAGCAGAAGGACAUGACGCAGGACUUGCUUCAGACAGGCCGUCAGCCGUCCCGAACUAGUCUUCUUAGUAUCGAGGCUAUGGAUACUCUGGGCAAACAAUUGAUACAGCUUUGUGAUCAGAUGGAGCAACAUGGCCUGGUGGAUUACCAAAUAGGCAUUUGGGAGGAAGAAAUCUUGUCCGGUAGGUCAGCCCCCAAGUCGAGUCACCUCCAAGAUGAAAAUAAUAACCUGGAAACCCAACUAGCCUUGGGCCAAUGUUUGGACCUCAUCGAAAGCCGACCUGAACUUACUCGUACUCGUCCCGCCGCAGCCCACACGUGA